Phytophthora megakarya is the source of this 990-nucleotide messenger RNA. NCBI's taxonomy places the organism in Eukaryota, Oomycota, Peronosporomycetes, Peronosporales, Peronosporaceae. The record is from the annotation of a GenBank genome assembly.
AUGGUCGCCUCCAGGAUUGCCGAUCGGCUCGGCGAGCUGCCACCACCGCGCUGGGGCCCACCCCUUCCUCGCGCGACGGUCGUGUCGCGCAUCAUCGAGCGGCUCGAGGCCGAACCAGGCCCACGGUGGGACCCUCCUCUUCCGCGCUGCGUUGUGGCCUCACGGAUCGCGGAGCGCCUGGUACCGACGACGACACCAGCCACCAGAGAAGUCACGCCCGCGGAGGAGACCAAGGCGGCGGAACCUGCUGACGCGCACCUGGCCAGCGCGGACGAGGAGACCAAGGAAAGCGAACCGCCGGGCAUGGUCGACGAAGAGACCAAGGUGGGCGACGCAGCUGAUGACCCGGUGGUGCCGACCUCGGACAUCGGCACGGACAGCGAGUGGCUGUUGCGGUUUGACGGAGCAUGCCGUGCCAACCCAGGCCCAGGUGGAGCCGGCGCUGCCUUGUUCAAGCCCAGCGGAGCAGUCAUGUGGACUUGCUCACUCUACAUGCCAAGCAGCAGCGAGACCAACAACACGGCCGAGUACUGUGCGCUGCUGCUUGGCGCACGAGCUGCCGCGGACCACGGAGUCACGUCGCUGCGGGUGGAAGGCGACAGCACGCUGGUGAUCCAGCAAGUGCGCGGCAUCUUCGCCGCAAGGAAGGCCGCUCUCCGCCGCCUGCGCAACCAGGUCAAGUUGGAACUGGCGCGAGUUGGGAGCUACUCGCUCCACCAUAUCGACCGUCAGGACAACGGCCACGCGGAUCGCCUCGCAAAUGCGGCGCUCGACCGCAGGGGCACACAGGUUGAGUGCUGCGAGCACACACAUGGAGAAGGCUGCUCCAGCACCGAGGUGACAGCUGAGGCUUCAGAGAUCGCCUCGCCCAGGGCUCCGGCGCCAGCGGAGCGGAUGCUCCCGGACAUCGCGAUGCUGGACGCGGACGAGAGCGCCGGCGAUGUUGACGACGGCGAGGUCUACGCGCCGAUGCGCAUCGGGCCGGACGCC